GAAACCCUACAAAUGCAAUCAAUGUGAUAAAGCCUUUUCAGGACACACUAAUCUUCAAAUGCAUAAAAGAUCACAUUCAAGAGAGAAACACUACAAAUGUAAUCAAUGUGAGAAAGCCUUUUCACAACACAGUCAUCUCCAAAUACAUAGAAGAACACAUUCUGGAGAAAAACCCUACAAAUGUAAUCAAUGUGAAAAAGCCCUUUCACAACACAAUAGUCUCCAAAUACAUAGAAGAACACAUUCUGGAGAAAAACCCUACAAAUGUAAUCAAUGUGAGAAAGCCUUUUCACAACACAAUAGUCUCCAAAUACAUAGAAGAACACAUACUGGAGAGAAACCCUACAAAUGCAAUCAAAGUGAUAAAGCCUUUUCAGGACUCAGUAGUCUUCACACCCAUAAAAGGAUACAUUCUGGAGAGAAACCCUAUGAAUGCAAAGAAUGUGGUAAAGCCUUUUCACAACACAAUAGUCUCCAAAAUCAUAAAAGAACACAUACUAGAGAGAAACCCUACAAAUGCAAUCAAUGUGAUAAAGCCUUUUCACAACCCACUAAUCUCCAAGUGCACAAAAGAACACAUACUGAAGAGAAACCCUACAAAUGUAAUCAAUGUGAUAAAGUCUUUUCAGGACCCACUAAUUUCCAAAUGCAUAAAGGAACACAUGCUGGAGAGAAGCCCUACAAAUGUAAUCAAUGUGAUAAAGCCUUUUCAUGAGUCAGUCGUCUCAAAAUACAUAAAAGAACACAUACUGGAGAGAAACCCUACAAAUGUAAUCAGUGUGACAAAGCCUUUUCCCGACAAAGUUAUCUCCAAGUGCAUAAAAGAACACAUUCUGGAGAGAAACCCUACAAAUGCAAUCAAUGUGAUAAAGUCUUUUCCCGACAAAGUUAUCUCCAAGUGCAUAAAAGAACACAUUCUGGAGAGAAACCCUACAAAUGUAAUCAAUGUGAUAAAGUCUUUUCACGACACAGUAAUCUCCAAGUACAUAAAAGAACACAUAAUGGAGAAAAACCCUACAAAUGUAAUCAAUGUGGUAAGGACUUUUCACAAAAAGGUCAUCUCCAAAUACAUGAAAGAACACAUACUGGAGAGAAACCCUACAAAUGUAAUCAAUGUAAUAAAGACUUUUCACGACAUGGUCAUCUCAAAAUUCAUGAAAGAACACAUACUGUAGAGAAAACCUAUGAAUGUAAUCAAUGUGGUAAAGCCUUUUCAUGUUCCA
Messenger RNA from Peromyscus leucopus (white-footed mouse), 1223 nucleotides. Its product is annotated as zinc finger protein 844-like. The transcript has a single exon. Lineage: Eukaryota; Metazoa; Chordata; Mammalia; Rodentia; Cricetidae. Bases 429 to 1175 code for a protein of 248 amino acids. The record is from RefSeq and is a predicted model, not a curated record.